AUGAGGUGUAUCAAUUGUGAUGUUGAUAUACGGAGGCUACGGAGGCAUACCACCGCUUCAUUGCCUAAUGAUCUACGUGCUAUCCUAACAGGAUGGCUAUCUGUUGAGCGGUUACAUGUGAUUCCAUUAUUUAUUAAGAAGUUACUAAUUGAUAAAUGUAAGUUAUAUAUUCCUCGCAGUACUAGAGUUUGUGAAACUCAUUUAUUAUUAGAUUCAUGGAACAUUUUGAUGGAUAAUCCUAAUAUUUAUUCUUAUUUCACUGCAAGUCAAAUCGAAGAUAUGUUAACUAUCACAAAGUCUGCAAACCCCACAUUUAAUUUUGAAAAUGUUAUGCAUAUGGAAAAUGUCAUUUGUCAUUAUUGGACAGGUUUAACUGUUGCCAAUUUUUUGGAUCUUUUUAAUUCUUUGCCUCCAUUAAGUUUAAGAAGACCCAAACAUGCUCUGGCUAUUUAUUUAGCAAAAUUAAGAACGGGUGAGACUGACAGAAGGCUUUCUUCUUUUUUUGGAGUGUCACGCUCUACAUUGAUUGCAAUAUUAAAAAAAGUAAGACAGUCUUUAACUACACAUUUUGUUCCAAAUCAUAUUGGCACAAAUCACUUGACACAUUCUGAAAUUGUGGAUAGGAAUUUAAGAAUACCCAAUGCUCUGUUUGGAAAUGAAAAUAGGCCCGCGAUAGCCAUAUUUGAUGGUACGUACAUUUAUGUGCAGAAAAGCUCGAAUUAUCUUUACCAAAAAAAGACAUAUAGUUUGCAUAAAUAUGACAAUUUAGUUAAACCUUUUAUGAUUGUCUCAUGUGAUGGGCAUAUUAUUGAUGUUCUUGGACCAUUUGCUGCCACUCAAACUGAUGCAGAGAUUAUGAAACAUUUAUUUGAAGAGGAAGAUAGUCCAUAUCGUCAACUUUUUCAUGCAGGUGAUGUUUUUAUCUUGGAUAGAGGGUUCAGGGACUCCAUAUCACUCCUAGAAAGUUUAGGUUAUAAUAUUGUAAAACCUGAAUCACUAGGACAUGGUCAAAGACAAUUAUCAACGCUGCAGGCAAAUAAAAGUAGAAAAGUAACAUUGUGCAGGACCAUACCAAGUGAAACAGGCACGGUCCUACUAUGGGGAGCACACAAGGAGAAAUGGUACCUAUGA
Molecule: messenger RNA, 1131 nt
Organism: Amyelois transitella
Lineage: Eukaryota; Metazoa; Arthropoda; Insecta; Lepidoptera; Pyralidae
Exons: 3
Coding region: 1-1131 (376 amino acids)
Source: RefSeq, a predicted model, not a curated record